Molecule: messenger RNA, 1252 nt
Organism: Octopus sinensis (East Asian common octopus)
Lineage: Eukaryota; Metazoa; Mollusca; Cephalopoda; Octopoda; Octopodidae
Product: cytoplasmic dynein 2 light intermediate chain 1
Exons: 15
Coding region: 145-1212 (355 amino acids)
Biological process (GO): intraciliary retrograde transport; intraciliary transport involved in cilium assembly
Cellular component (GO): ciliary basal body; cytoplasmic dynein complex; axoneme
Molecular function (GO): dynein heavy chain binding
Source: RefSeq, a predicted model, not a curated record
UCAGUUACUAAUUACCUUCUCAAAGUGGUUUCCCUUGGUUACCAACACCCGCUAGGACGAAGUUUUUGCAAACUUUAUUUCCCAAAGUUUAUAUUCCUCGUCGUUUUUUAUAGAGGUGUGUCCUGUAAAUGUUAACGUAGCGUCAUGCCGGCUGGUCCUGGGCAGAUUAUAUGGGAUGUUGCUAUUGAACUGGCAGACCAGAAGACAGUUGGUCCCCAGGUGGAGAAAGAGUCAACCAUUCUCAUCACCGGAGCAAAAGAAUGUGGGAAGUCGUCCAUAUUGCCAAUGUAUCUAAAUCAAGAAGAGUUGCCGAAACCCACUGUGGCUCUUGACUAUGCGUUUGCCCAUGUUGGAGCAACAAAUAAAAUGGUGAAAGACAUUGGUCACUACUGGGAAUUAGGCGGUGGAAUCUGGUUGGUUCAACUGAUGGAGGUGGUUAUUAAACCAGAGACUAUACAAUCACUGACGUUAGUUAUAAUGGUUGAUCUUUCUAAGCCAACCGAAAUUUGGGUGACCAUAAAAUCUUUGCUGGCUGCUGCAAAAGAACGUAUUCAGGCUGUCGUUUCUCAGAUGAAGGCCGACAAAGCUGACAUUCUGGAACAACUCAAGAAAAAGGCUCGAGACAGAUUUGGCAAAGACCAUAAGGACCGCGAUAUAGUGGAGCCUUUCCUGAUCCCCUUGGUAAUUAUAGGAGGCAAAUAUGACAUUUUCCAGAACUCUGACCCAGAGCACAGGAAAAUCAUUUGCAAAACUCUGAGGUUUUUGGCGCACUACCACGGUGCUACCCUGCAGUUCUUCACUAUCAGGGACAAAUCCCUUGGCAAACGAAUUGAAUACUUAAAGAAUCACCAUUUAUUUGGCAACCAUUACCCGAAGCUACAUGAGGUGGAUCACAAUAAACCUUUAUCAGUUUAUGUGGGACAUGAUUCCUUACAGUCAAUUGGCCAUUUGACACCCGGUGGACAAGAUUCCAGAGAAAUGCAGAACAAAAGCCUUGUUGAAAAUUUCGAAUUUGUCUUCACCAAAUAUUUCCCACAAGAGAAAUCUGCAGACCCCCAAACUGCUGCUGAUCCCUCACAAGAACCCCAGUUUAAGGAACAUGAUAUUGACAUACUGAAGAGGCAAAAAGAUCAGGAAUUGGAGCAGCGCCGUCAGAGGCCUUUUAACACCAGAGAACAAACUGUGGAGAAAAUCUACAUAGAUGAUUUUUAAGAUUUUUUUCCCCCUAAAACACCAAAAUUUGUUGGUAUUU